AUGUCUGGAAUUGUGAAUGAUGGUAUGGAUAAAGGUUCAAUAAUGGACUCAGAAGACCGAACAGAAAGUAUUGUUGAUAUCUACGCCAGUGCAGAGGCUGUAAGAGACAUGAAACAUAAGAAAGAGACAGAAGACUUCAACACAGAAGAACCCCGAACACCUCGACACAGAGAAGACUUCAACACAGAAGAAUGCCAAACACCUCGACACAGAGAAGACUUCAACACAGAGGAACCCCGAACACCUCGACACACAGAAGACUUCAACACAGAAGAAUGCCAAACACCUCAACACACAGUCAUAGUGUUGUGUGUCCUCAUCUAUACAAAGAGCACAAACUACGCUCAAGAGAGACAACAGCUGCAGACUAAGAUCAACAACCUUACAGAGGAAAGAAAACAGCUACUAACCAACAAUAUGAACCUCACUCAAGAGAGACAACAGCUGCAGACUAAGAUCACCAACCUCACAGAAGAGAGAGACCAGUUGAAAUCAGAAAGAAAAGAUCUUCUGAAGAAGUUUGCAGAUGGAUGGAAGUGCCAUCAAUCCAGUCUUUACUUCAUUUCCUCUGAGACGAAAAACUGGAAUGAGAGCAGAAGAUACUGUAGAGAGAGAGAAACAGAUCUGAUCAUCAUCAACAACACAGAGGAACAAGAUUUUGUGGGGAACAUUUCUGGGGGUUCUGGUCAUUUCUGGAUUGGUUUGACUGAUAUUGAAGAGGAGGGCAGAUGGAAAUGGGUUGAUGGCAGCAACAGCAGCAUCACCUCUGGGUUCUGGGCAUCUGGAGAGCCAAACAGCAAAGGAAAUGAGGACUGUGCUCUGAAUUAUUCACCAGGAUGGGCUGAUUUUCCAUGUGAUUAUAUGUUUAAAUGGAUCUGUGAGAAGAACAUUUUUAAAUGA
Molecule: messenger RNA, 900 nt
Organism: Carassius carassius (crucian carp)
Lineage: Eukaryota; Metazoa; Chordata; Actinopteri; Cypriniformes; Cyprinidae
Product: CD209 antigen-like protein C
Exons: 5
Coding region: 1-900 (299 amino acids)
Source: RefSeq, a predicted model, not a curated record